Messenger RNA from Ictalurus punctatus (channel catfish), 1386 nucleotides. RefSeq names its product hydroxysteroid dehydrogenase like 2 (gene hsdl2). The record is from RefSeq and is marked provisional. NCBI's taxonomy places the organism in Eukaryota, Metazoa, Chordata, Actinopteri, Siluriformes, Ictaluridae. Gene Ontology annotation, cellular component: mitochondrion.
UGCGUCGGUUUAUUAAGAGAACUUCAGUGAUUUCAGCGUUCACUCUGUUAGACUCUGAAAGCGGUGUGAGGAGCUGAUAAAGUGCACGAUGCUGCAGAACACAGGAAAGCUGUCCGGUUCCACCCUGUUCAUCACCGGAGCGAGUCGAGGCAUCGGUAAAGCCAUCGCGCUGAAAGCUGCCCGAGACGGUGCCAACGUGGUGAUCGCAGCCAAAACUGCUGAGACACACCCCAAACUGCCCGGAACCAUCUACACAGCUGCUGAGGAGAUUGAAGCAGCAGGAGGAAAAGCUCUGCCGUGUAUCGUGGAUGUUCGUGAUGAGAAGCAGGUCAGCGAGGCGGUGGAGAACGCCGUGCAGAAAUUCGGAGGGAUCGACAUCGUGGUGAACAACGCCAGCGCCAUUAACCUGACGGGAACUCUGGACACGCCCAUGAAGAAAGUGGACCUCAUGUUGGGCAUCAAUCUGAGAGGAACGUAUCUGACGUCUAAACUUUGCAUCCCGCAUCUGUUAAAGAGUAAAAACCCUCACAUCCUCAACCUCAGUCCUCCUCUCAACCUCAAUCCCAUCUGGUUUAAGAACCACACAGCUUACACCAUGGCCAAAUACGGCAUGUCCAUGUGUGUCCUCGGGAUGGCUGAAGAAUUCCGUGGAUCUAUCGCUGUUAAUGCACUAUGGCCUCGUACAGCCAUUCAGACUGCGGCGAUGGAGAUGCUCGGAGGAUCAGGCGUGGCGAAACGGUGCAGGAAGGUGGACAUCAUGGCCGACGCUGCCUACGCCAUCCUCGGCAAACCCGUCAGCUACACAGGACACUUCAUCAUAGACGAGGACGUCCUCAAGAAGGAGGGCAUUAAGGACUUUGACGUGUACGCGGUGCAGCCAGGUCAUCCACUGCUUCCUGACUUCUUCCUGGACGAAGAUCCUGAGACACUGAAGGAGCAGCUGCAGGAUCACGAUGCCACUCCUGAAAAAACAAGUGCAGACGCUCCCUCCAGCCCCAUCGCUGAUAUCUUUACUGUGAUUAAAGGUGUGAUCAGCCCCGAGGUGAUCAAAUCCACGCAGGGGGUCUACACAUUCCAGCUGUCUGGAGAGCACGCCGGAGUCUGGUAUAUCGACCUGAAGAACGGUGCAGGUGCAGCAGGCAGCGGAGAACCCCCAGCCAAGGCAGACGUGGAGAUGAGUCUGAACAGUGAAGACUUCAUCAAGAUGUUCACAGGGAAAUUAAAGCCCACCAUGGCCUUCAUGUCCGGGAAGCUGAAGAUUAAAGGUGACAUGUCUCUGGCCAUCAAAAUGGAGAAGAUGAUGGCGUUGAUGAACAAGUCCAAGCUGUAAUCUGUGAAAUGUUCUGGUCUGUUAAACCAUCAGCUAUUAAACCAUUCUUAUUUUCA